UCCGCCGGGCGCCUCCAUUUUCGGCGCUCUCCCUGGCGGCUUCGCAAUGCGCACGGACCGCGUUGACACCCCGCACUGAGCAGCGCAGGCAGGACAGGAGCGCACUAUGGCCUUGGUGACCUUUGAGGACGUGGCUGUGCGCUUCACCCAAGAAGAGUGGGCUUUGCUGGAUCCUUCCCAGAAGAUUCUCUACAGAGAUGUGAUGCGGGAAACCUAUAGGAAUCUGACUUCUGUAGGUAUAAACUGGGAAUGCUGGGAUUUGGAAGCUUGUUUCAGAAGUCUAGGGAGAAAUCUGAGAGUCCAGGUGGUAAAGAGAAAGUGUGAACUUACAAACAGUGGCCCGGGUGCAGAAACAGUUGUCCAGCCAAAGCUUCCUGAAUGUCGCACCGCCAUUCAGUCAUCCCUGAAGAGGCCCGCUACAUCCAACUCUAAGUACAGACCAUGUGACUAUCAGAAAUACGUAAAGAAAUACUAUGAAUGUAAAAUGUGUGGUAAAGUCUUUAUGUGCCUUGGCUCCCUUAAGAAACAUAGAAAGACCCACAGCGGAGAGAAGCCGUAUAAAUGUAAAUACUGCGAGAAGGCCUUUAGUUACCGCUACUGUGUUGACAGGCACAUGCUCACUCACAACGCAGACAGGUAUAAGUGCAGGGUAUGCAGAAAGACAUUCUCUAACGCCAUUGCCCUUAGGGAACAUAAAGCGAUUCACUCCGGAGAGAUACCUGAAUGUAAGGAAUGUGGAAGAAUGUUCUGGACUUCCAGUUCCCUAGACUUGCAUAAAAGGCUUCAUACUACAGAAAAACUGUAUGAAUGUAAACACUGCGGGAAAGCCUUCACCGGUUACUGUUCUUUUCAACUGCAUAAGAGGACUCACACUGGGGAGAAACCUUAUGAAUGCAAGCAGUGUGGGAAAACCUUCAGACACUCCAGCCAUGUUCAAGCACAUAAGCGAAUUCACACUGGAGAGAAGCCGUAUGAAUGUAUGCAGUGUGGGAAGACCUUCACUUCUGGCCACUGUGCAAGGAGACAUCUAGGGACGCACAGUGGAGCCUGGCCUUACAAGUGUGAGGUGUGCGGGAAAGCUUACCCCUAUGUCUAUUCCCUUCGAAACCACAAGAAGUGCCACAAUGAAGAAAAGCUGUACGGAUGCAAACAAUGUGGGAAAGCCUUUAAAUGUAUUUCUUCCUUACGCAACCAUGAGACCACUCACACUGGAGAGAAGCCGUAUGAAUGUAAGGAGUGUGGGAAGGCCUUCAGUUGUCCCAGUUACAUUCAGAAUCACAUGAGAACACACAAAAGGCAGGCCUAUGAGUGUAAGGAGUGUGGCAAGGUGUUCUCAUACUCCAAAAGUCUUCGGAGGCACAUGGCUACACACAGUUAAUAGGAGGAGGAUCGUCUGACUUAAAUACUUACACCGAAGAGCUCCGCACAUUCCAGCUCCUCGUUAAAAAAAGAAAAAAAAAUGGCAGUGGAAAGCGAGCCUCUGAACGCAGUGUGUGUGCCAAAGGCCCAGUGUUUGCCACGGUUUGUGUGACAGACCUCAUGGUUUGUGUGACAAAGCCUCUGAGUUGAAAGAACACCAGGAAGAGGUUCAUCUCUCAGGACGUACUGCUGAGGGCUUCCACAGAGAGAACUCGGGAAGCUUUCUGGCCAUCCUUGCUAGCACACAUGGGAAGACAUGGUGAAGAGAAAGAGAUCUGUGUCUGUUAGCCUCUCCCACCCUACCUUGUAGCAAAGUCUUAAGUCAGGUGCCGUGUUACGCGCGUGACCCGCCACUGACACGAAUCCGUAAAUGAAGAGAAUUGUUGGAUUCUUGCCAAGUUAACAAAUGUUUUCAAACCCACGAAGUGAGUUCCCAAAUCUCAUGAACCUAAGAAGUAUAAAACCUGCUGAUCCAGUGCUGCUAGAAGCCAUGAUGGGACAGUGGUGACAGUGGCCUGUGGUUUCUCUCGGUAGCUCACUGCUAAAUGUGUCAGUGUACUGUGGACUUCUGAUUCUUAGUCAUAAUUCGGUUGGUAUUUGGGGAGUUCCAAAUAUGCAUACUGUCUUGAUUAUGUCUACCCAAAGUCACCCCAGACA
This is a messenger RNA of Rattus rattus (black rat), 2076 nucleotides long. RefSeq names its product zinc finger protein 136-like. The coding region runs from base 107 to 1378 and encodes 423 amino acids. Lineage: Eukaryota; Metazoa; Chordata; Mammalia; Rodentia; Muridae. Gene Ontology annotation, biological process: negative regulation of transcription by RNA polymerase II. The transcript is spliced from 2 exons. Gene Ontology annotation, molecular function: DNA-binding transcription repressor activity, RNA polymerase II-specific. The record is from RefSeq and is a predicted model, not a curated record.